AUGCUGUGGAAUAACGAGGAACUUUACUCAGAAAUGGAUGUGAUGUAUCCGCGGAUGGCACAAGGAGAGUAUCAACAUAUUCCCGUCCUCUCUAAAUCAGUGGUAAAAAACCGUCUUCGAUUUCUUAGUCACAAUAUAGGAAGGUCAUUAGAUCGCCUUUUUCAAGCUGCCUUGAAGUUGCUCACAGACACAAACUGGAAAAGGCCACUUGGACGUGGAUGCAAGUUGUGGACGGAAGUGAUGAAGGAAGAUUUGAAGAAGCUUGGGAUCGAUAGGCAGUUCGGAUGA
Molecule: messenger RNA, 288 nt
Organism: Necator americanus (New World hookworm)
Lineage: Eukaryota; Metazoa; Nematoda; Chromadorea; Rhabditida; Ancylostomatidae
Exons: 1
Coding region: 1-288 (95 amino acids)
Source: RefSeq, a predicted model, not a curated record